AUGGCCUCUACCUCAACACCAAGACCAUGUUCGGAUGACGAUUCGGAUUCUUCGUCCAUAAUUUACAAACACGAACCAUUUGUCACCUUUCGCUCCCGUGUGUUGGCACUUGCGGUCACUAGCAUCUGGCCUGGUUCCGUCCCCGAUGAAAUCACCAUUGAGCGCAUGCGAGGAGGCGGAUACAGCCGCAUUACCGGCCUGACACAGCACAAUUCCCAGACCGACACCAAAACUCGGUACAUUUUGCGCAUACCACGGUUCGACGCGGCGCAUAUUGAAAGUGAAAUUGCCAGCGUUCAAUUCCUUCGUCAAUAUACCAAUAUACCCGCCCCAGAGGUCGUGGCAUUCGACGAGACGGACCAGAAUGCCCUGGGCUCUCCGUAUGCAGCUCAGAUUCGCGUUGAUGGAACCGACUUGCACUCAUCGUUCCCGAAACUGAACCACAUUCAACGAUGUAGAGUCGCUCGAGAACUCGGAAGCGUAUAUCGCCAAAUGUUAGCUGUACGGAGCAGCGUGGCCGGCAGGCUGGCCUUUUCGAACAAGCACAAACGUCUCAGUGCGCCACUUUACGUCGCACAUUUGAGACUGAUGGAUGCUCAGCCUCCCACUCCAUAUACCGACUCCCCCAUGACUGAAUCCGUUCACGAGCUUCUCACAGCCAACUUCCAAGCUCAGAAGGCUAUCCGCCUUAAAUGGUGGUCCACGGAGUUAUUGACGCCUAAGUUCCUGGAUCGGUUUUGCGAUAUGGCUUCCGAACUGGAGGCCGAUGGGUGGUUUGCCGAUACCCAUUACUCACUUGCUCACCUGGAUCUCGCUCCUCGCAAUAUUCUGAUCAACCCGACGCUCGAUGUGCAAACCCCCGUCAUUUCUGCAGUUCUUGAUUGUGACAAUGCUGUCCUCGCCCCCAUGUUCAUGUCAUGUGCUCCUCCCAUGUGGAUCUGGGCUUGGAAUGAUGACGAAGAUGAAGACGAGCGCACAGCAAAUGACGAGCCACCGACCCAGGAAGGUGUCCAGUUGAAGUUGACUUUUGAGGAAGCUGCAGGACCUGACUACCUCAGAUUCGCCUAUAAGCCCGCUUACAGGUUGGCAAGACGACUUCUUCGAUUUGCCAUCGAUGGCAUGCGGUCUAACGAGGACUUCGAGGAAGCUGAGGCUAUGCUGCAAGAGUGGAUAUGCAUUCGUCAAGCAAGAACGAAGGGUCAAGACCAGUAA
This is a messenger RNA of Ilyonectria robusta, 1212 nucleotides long. RefSeq names its product phosphotransferase enzyme family-domain-containing protein. The transcript has a single exon. The coding region runs from base 1 to 1212 and encodes 403 amino acids. Lineage: Eukaryota; Fungi; Ascomycota; Sordariomycetes; Hypocreales; Nectriaceae. The record is from RefSeq and is a predicted model, not a curated record.